GGCGGUGUUUAGCCAUAAUUAUGACUCUGUGACUGUGGUAACUAGUGACGACCACACUGGUUUGGAAGAGGCUCUGGCCGGUGUAAAGUGCAUGACAGCUGAAAACAGACUCCAGUCUUUUUAACGUUUGGAUGAAUUAACGUUUCAAAAGCGUAACGUGACAGAAAAUAACGGAAAAGGGGCAGCUGUCAAAAUGUUGUGGAGUAAAGCCUUCUGCCUCUGCGCUGUGCUCAUCCUGAGCCUGUGGUUCUGUGUGGAAGCAGUGCCCAUUGCUGUGGACAAGACUAAAGUGGAAACCCCAGAGCAGAAACUGGAGGCGCCACAGAGUGUGGACACCGGGCUUCACUAUGACCGCUACCUUAGGGAAGUCAUUGAUUUCCUGGAGAAGGACCAGCAUUUCAGAGAGAAGCUCCACAAUACAGACAUGGAGGACAUUAAGCAAGGCAAGCUGGCCAAAGAGCUGGACUUUGUCGGCCAUCACGUGAGGACCAAACUCGACGAGUUGAAGAGGCAGGAGGUGAACAGGCUACGGACGCUCAUCAAAACUAAACAAGACGUUGAGGGAGGGCAUGAAAUGAACCACAAGGCGCUGCUCAAGCAGUUUGAGUACAUGAACCACAUGAACCCACACACCUUCGAAGUGGAGGACCUGGAUAAGCUUAUUAAAUCGGCUACCAGUGACCUGGAAAACUAUGACAAGGAGCGGCACGAGGAGUUUAAGAGGUACGAGAUGAUGAAGGACCACAAGAGGAAGGAGCACCUGAAGAACCUCGAUGAGGAGCAUCGCAAAGACGAGGAGCAGCACUACGAAGAGCUGAGGAAGAAACACGCAGACCAUCCCAAAAUCAACCACCCUGUAAGACAUUUAUCCUAAUACUAUAACUAAACCCCAAAUCAAACACCCUGUAAGACAUUUACCCUGAUACUAUAACUAAACCCCAAUUCAACCACCCUGUAAGACAUUUACCCUGAUACUAUAACUAAACCCCAAAUCAACCACCCUGGAAGACAUUUACCCUGAUACUAUAACUUAACACACAUUCAACCACCCUGUAAGACUUUUACAAUGAUACCAUAAUUAAACCCUCUAUAUUUAUUCAAAGGAGCAUCAAGUUCAUCACCAUGCACUUUCACCACCCUGUGAAGUUCAUCAUAACAUUAUAACUUAUUUAAUAUAUAGCCUUAUAAACUGUGCAUGCUUUUCCAAGUUGCAGUGGGAGGACCACACAACAUAGCAUUGCUUGACUGCAAAUUUACUGCAACAUGAUGGUUAGGCCUAUUCUAUCAACAAUUGCGCAAAACAUAGUUUCCACUGCCAAUUUUGUUGCAUGAUACGUUUCACCGACAAAAAAAAUAAUCCACCCGUCGAGCAUAUUUUGUUUUCUCAAUAUUUAGGAAAGUUUACAGACAAUUUGCUGUUUCCAUCAAGCCUGUUGUAAAAAUGUUUUAUCCAACAGCCACUUUAUUCGCAUAAAAAGGGUUGGGCGGAAACACGAAUACAGUAACUAAACCCCAAAUCAACCACCCUAUUGGACAUUUACAAUGACACUAUGACUAAACCCAAAAUGAAUCUCCAUGUAAGACAUUUACCUUGAUAAUCAACCACCCUCUAAGAUAUUUCAGUGAUAUUAAACCCCAAAUUAUUGAACCCCAAAUUAACUAGCCUUUUUGUGCUGUAGACCUAUACCAUAUGAGUUGGCUAUACAGCACAAACAGAUCUAGGACCAGGCUAGAAAUUAACCACCCUGUAGGAAUUUACAGUGAUACUAAUCUAAUACUAAGAAAGACUCUGUUACUGGCCAAUGUGUGACAUUGGGAUAAACAUUUCAAAAUGGUUUGAAACUAAAGUAAAACAUAUUUUUAUGCAGUUCCACAUGUAUAUUUAGAGGAAUAUAUGCAAAUUGGCCCAUAACUCCACCUAUACAACAACAUAGGCCUAGGACUAUGCAGUGCCUUCAGAAAGUA
Molecule: messenger RNA, 1965 nt
Organism: Coregonus clupeaformis (lake whitefish)
Lineage: Eukaryota; Metazoa; Chordata; Actinopteri; Salmoniformes; Salmonidae
Product: nucleobindin-2-like
Exons: 6
Coding region: 194-874 (226 amino acids)
Cellular component (GO): endoplasmic reticulum-Golgi intermediate compartment; extracellular exosome
Molecular function (GO): calcium ion binding
Source: RefSeq, a predicted model, not a curated record